Ficedula albicollis (Collared flycatcher) is the source of this 1574-nucleotide messenger RNA. Its product is annotated as sialidase-like. The transcript has 2 exons. The record is from RefSeq and is a predicted model, not a curated record. NCBI's taxonomy places the organism in Eukaryota, Metazoa, Chordata, Aves, Passeriformes, Muscicapidae. The coding region runs from base 19 to 1443 and encodes 474 amino acids.
AGCAACAAAAGAGUGAAAAUGGGCUGUUUAAAUUCUUUCAGACAUGCGUGUUUAGUUUUCGGCCCAGCAAGGCCCAUCCUGCAGCUCCGUCCAGCCGCAAUCUCCGGGCUCCGCUCCGGCCCCCCAUCCUCCGCGACUCCUGCGCCGCUCAGGUCGGUGCACCCCCAGACCCCAGAGCCGCACUCGCUCCUGGGCACACCCACAGCCCCCGGCGCGGCUCUCACAAAUAAAUCACCUCAGGAACCUCCUGCGCCGCUCAGGUCGGUGCACCCCCAGACCCCAGAGCCGCACUCGCUCCUGGGCACACCCACAGCCCCCGGCGCGGCUCUCACAAAUAAAUCACCUCAGGAACCUCCUGCGCCGCUCAGGUCGGUGCACCCCCAGACCCCAGAGCCGCACUCGCUCCUGGGCACACCCACAGCCCCCGGCGCGGCUCUCACAAAUAAAUCACCUCAGGAACCUCCUGCGCCGCUCAGGUCGGUGCACCCCCAGACCCCAGAGCCGCACUCGCUCCUGGGCACACCCACAGCCCCCGGCGCGGCUCUCACAAAUAAAUCACCUCAGGAACCUCCUGCGCCGCUCAGGUCGGUGCACCCCCAGACCCCAGAGCCGCACUCGCUCCUGGGCACACCCACAGCCCCCGGCGCGGCUCUCACAAAUAAAUCACCUCAGGAACCUCCUGCGCCGCUCAGGUCGGUGCACCCCCAGACCCCAGAGCCGCACUCGCUCCUGGGCACACCCACAGCCCCCGGCGCGGCUCUCACAAAUAAAUCACCUCAGGAACCUCCUGCGCCGCUCAGGUCGGUGCACCCCCAGACCCCAGAGCCGCACUCGCUCCUGGGCACACCCACAGCCCCCGGCGCGGCUCUCACAAAUAAAUCACCUCAGGAACCUCCUGCGCCGCUCAGGUCGGUGCACCCCCAGACCCCAGAGCCGCACUCGCUCCUGGGCACACCCACAGCCCCCGGCGCGGCUCUCACAAAUAAAUCACCUCAGGAACCUCCUGCGCCGCUCAGGUCGGUGCACCCCCAGACCCCAGAGCCGCACUCGCUCCUGGGCACACCCACAGCCCCCGGCGCGGCUCUCACAAAUAAAUCACCUCAGGAACCUCCUGCGCCGCUCAGGUCGGUGCACCCCCAGACCCCAGAGCCGCACUCGCUCCUGGGCACACCCACAGCCCCCGGCGCGGCUCUCACAAAUAAAUCACCUCAGGAACCUCCUGCGCCGCUCAGGUCGGUGCACCCCCAGACCCCAGAGCCGCACUCGCUCCUGGGCACACCCACAGCCCCCGGCGCGGCUCUCACAAAUAAAUCACCUCAGGAACCUCCUGCGCCGCUCAGGUCGGUGCACCCCCAGACCCCAGAGCCGCACUCGCUCCUGGGCACACCCACAGCCCCGGUGCGGCUUUCACAAAUAAAUCACCUCAGGAACCUCCGAGCCUGAACACAGGCAUUCCAGGCGCGCGUCCCUGCCACGCACGCUGAAGAAAUACAGUCCCCCACCACAUCACUCACCCUACGCUGAUUUAUUUCUUAACCAAGGCAGAAUAUUUACAGCAAAGAAAAACACACCCG